Messenger RNA from Spinacia oleracea (spinach), 1813 nucleotides. Its product is annotated as pentatricopeptide repeat-containing protein At2g27800, mitochondrial. Gene Ontology annotation, molecular function: protein binding. The transcript is spliced from 5 exons. NCBI's taxonomy places the organism in Eukaryota, Viridiplantae, Streptophyta, Magnoliopsida, Caryophyllales, Amaranthaceae. The record is from RefSeq and is a predicted model, not a curated record. The coding region runs from base 354 to 1649 and encodes 431 amino acids.
UCUUGAUAUAGCUAAUGCGUUUCCUUCUUCUUCCUCCCGCCUCCGCCGUCUCCUCCUCCCCCUCCUCAUAAAAAGCCUCCAACAAAACAGCAUCUUCUAGUUUUGUCACUACCUCUAGUCGGCGGCGUCUCUGUCAACUACCUCUCCUUCUCUACUGCUGCUAUUCUCGCUGUUGUACUUGUAGGUUUCACUUGGCAAUGUAUUUUCCUCUCGUAUCAUGAAAGGGACAACUUUGGGCUUCCUUUGCGAGAACUUUGUAAUUUUUAACUGCUCCAAAGCAUCUGUUUUGAGGGACAAUUUGGCGAGUCAGCUUACUUAGGGCUGGGGAAAUCAUACUAAAAAUAAACCUCCAGAUGUUCCCUGUGGGAUCAUUUCUCAUCUCAAUCCAGAGGGUGUACAAUCAUGAUCGGUCUAAAUGUUUAGCAUGUAUAUUUACUUCUUGUUUCCAUCAACUUUGUUCUGCAAAACUUAAGCCACCUCAUAAAGUAAUUAGUCCUAGAAUUUAUAGCUCUAACUUCGUUCCAGCCAUUACCACCUAUUCACAUUAUUCUCGAAACCGCACCAGCUUAUUGUGGUAUUCUUCCAAGCCACACAGACCUUUUUCGGGAGCUUAUAGACAACGGGUUAACAGAAGGCUUAGAAUAGCUAAAAAACCCGUUCUUAAUGAGGUUCAGUUUAACAAGGCUAUAUCCCAACUUCCUGCUAGAUUUAAUGCGGAUGAUCUGUACAAUGUCAUUGCCUUGGAAGACGAUCCUUUGGUAUGUUUUGAACUUUUUACUUGGGCAUCAAGACAACACAGGUAUAAGCAUAGUGUGAAUACGUAUCACAUCACCAUUCAGAAGCUUGGGGUUGGCGGGAUGAUAGAGGAGAUGUAUGAUGUUGUUGAUCAAUUCCUUGCUCUUCCACAUUUUGGUUCAGAGGCUCUGUAUAAUACUAUUAUUUACUACUACACUCAAGCCAGGAAACUGAGCAGAGCUAUUACUGUGUUCAAACACAUGAAGGCUGACAAUUCAGAUUGCAAGCCGUCAAUUAGGACUUACAACCUUUUGUUUGCUGCGUUUCUCAGUCGUAGAAGAGAUACAUAUAUCAAUCACUGGUACAUGGGUACAAUGGAGUGCCUUUUCAGGCAAAUGAUUAAUGAUGGAAUUGAGCCUGACAUUUUCUCUCUCAAUUCAAUGAUACAGGGGUAUGUGAGUUCUAAUCAUGUCAAUGAUGCCUUGAGGAUUUUUCAUCAGAUGGGUGUCAUUUAUAGUUGUGUCGCCAAUGCACUCACUUAUGAUUAUCUUAUCCAUGGACUAUGUGCUCAAGCCAGGACAAAAAAUGCUAGGGAGUUAUUUAGUCAGAUGAAGGAAAAGGGGUUUGUUGCUAGAGCUCAAACUUACAGCUCUCUUGUGACUUCUUUGGCAAUUGAUGGUGAGAUAGAGGAAGCUUUGAGUUAUUUGUGGGAGAUGACUGAAAAGCAUAAGGCAUCUGAUCUCAUUACUUACAAGACGCUCUUGGAUGAGUUUUGCCGAAAAGGAAGAGCUGCCGAGGCAUUGAGGUUAUUGAAAAAAUUUCAGGAGAAACACCUUGUUGAUGGACCUACCUACAAAAAGCUACUACGUGUUCUUAACGAUUGCAGGGUCUGGAUACAGCCAACCCAGUCUUGACCAUAGGGGACAAACUAAAGCUGAUAGGAGAAUAUGAAGAAACUAUUGGGACAUGCUUAAUCUUUUCAGAUAAGGUAUUAUAUGAAGAAACGGGAUCUUCAGAACGUAACCUAUUCAAGGGAGCGUGUAUAGUUGAUCCAGAUCAAGGUCCGUCCAAGCAAAUC